Messenger RNA from Lathyrus oleraceus (garden pea), 336 nucleotides. RefSeq lists its product as uncharacterized. The transcript has a single exon. The record is from RefSeq and is a predicted model, not a curated record. Lineage: Eukaryota; Viridiplantae; Streptophyta; Magnoliopsida; Fabales; Fabaceae. The coding region runs from base 1 to 336 and encodes 111 amino acids.
AUGGGUGUUUGUGAUGUUAUGUUGAGUAAUCUUACUCUUGUUUAUGUGGCUGUAACGUUUUGUGUUAAAGCUUAUGAGGCUUUAAAUGGAGGAAGCUAUGGCGGUGUAUUUGUGGUGAUUGUUUCAACAACGUUAGUGGCUUUGAUUCUGGUUGCAACCUUAACAUGGGAUUUGUCUCGUAAGUUUAACAAAUGUGUGGUUGUUGUCGACCAACAACAACCUCGUACUAUGUCGUGCUGUAAAGGUGGAAUCUGUUGGCACGGAGUGAUGGAUCGGUCGACGGCGUCACAGAUUCGGUUCAAGAUUCCUCAUCAUCUUCCUCAUGUCAUUUUGUAA